AAAUUAUUCCCGUCCAAAUGCCCCGGAGAAUAAUUUCGCCAUUUGCAGCCCCAGUCUGGUUCGAUCUCCUCUCGGCCUUGAUUGUCUACCAAUUUACUUUUCACUGCUUCUGCCCUAACCCUAAUUAUCAGGUCUCUUUCCUGCCCUCGUGCUGCCGUUUCAGUACCCUAAAGAUAUCUCCUCCCUACUCCGACGAUGAAAAUAGCGUCAGGACAUUAGUUGGCCCAAAAGAUGCUGAUUCUUUAAGUUUUUCGGGAUAGAUGACUAAAGACCGAUGCGGGAAUGCUUACCGAUUUUGAAGUUUUGGACAUGUUACGUGCUCGAGGUGCACAGCGCGAUCCUAUGGCCUGUAUUGGACUUGUAGCUAAUUCAGAGUGUAAGGUGUAUGAUUACCUUCUACAAAGGGCUGCUUGCAAUCAGACUAGGGAAGUAAUUGAAAGUUUUAAGAGAAGAUAUGAAGAGUUCAAGAAAGGAAAUGAAAAGCGCAAGCUUACAAAGGCUGAACUGUUGAAUAUCAUCAACUUCAGGCCAUCCAGUCAUGCAGAGCUAUAUGCGGUUAUACCCAAUUUGGAUGCUCGCUUCAAGGUAAAUGAAGAUGGCGGUUCAAAUGAUGUUGACGAACUGUUAAAUAUUGUGCACGAGAUGUUGCCACCACCUCCACAACAACCUGAACAGGAAGCACCUGAUCAUGAAGAAGGUACACAAAACGCAGAAGCAAUGGAACAAAACUAGACAGUUUUGCCUCAUCUGCCUGUUUUUAUUGUGGUUAAAGGGCUCACUCUGUUGCUUUUAGAUGCAGAAACUCUCUCUCAAUGAUUGUUUUUGGGGAGAAAUCAAUUUUUUCUUCCGAUCAUUUUACAGAAUCUUCAAGCAACUAAAUGAGCCAUAAUAGAGUUUGUUCUUAGAUUGC
Messenger RNA from Dendrobium catenatum, 910 nucleotides. RefSeq lists its product as uncharacterized. Gene Ontology annotation, cellular component: RNA polymerase III complex. The transcript has 5 exons. Lineage: Eukaryota; Viridiplantae; Streptophyta; Magnoliopsida; Asparagales; Orchidaceae. The coding region runs from base 283 to 732 and encodes 149 amino acids. The record is from RefSeq and is a predicted model, not a curated record. Gene Ontology annotation, molecular function: nucleotide binding. Gene Ontology annotation, biological process: transcription initiation at RNA polymerase III promoter.